Molecule: messenger RNA, 2391 nt
Organism: Triplophysa dalaica
Lineage: Eukaryota; Metazoa; Chordata; Actinopteri; Cypriniformes; Nemacheilidae
Gene: cyth3a
Product: cytohesin 3a
Exons: 13
Coding region: 268-1452 (394 amino acids)
Biological process (GO): regulation of ARF protein signal transduction
Molecular function (GO): guanyl-nucleotide exchange factor activity
Source: RefSeq, a predicted model, not a curated record
UCCUUUCUAUGGAUGAAUGCGAGUACGAACGGAUGUGGAGCAAUAAGUCUGCAUAUUCGUUUAUUUACACCAGGAUUUAUGUCCAUCUCUCCAGAAAUAUAUGGAUUAUGCGAAUGACGCUCAGAACAGCCCACAAUAUCUAAACCGGGUUACGAUGAUCUCAGUCUUUAUCGUUAUGUGAUUGAAUUUGCUUCACAAAACAGCGUUAUAUUUGUAUUGCCGAAUAACCCUGAAAUUAUUUGCAUCGCGACUCUUCAGAGCACGAACAUGGAUGAAGAUAAUCGAGUGCCUGAUGAUCUGUCAGUUGAAGAAAAAGAUGAGCUGUCAAACAUCAGACGGAGAAAAAAAGAGCUCCUAGAUGACAUUGAGCGGUUAAAGUUUGAGAUCACUGAAGUCAUGACCGAGAUUGAGCAUUUAACAUGUGUCAGAGAAAACAAAAGUACUCAGAGGAACAAACAGAUUGCAGUCGGAAGAAAGAAAUUUAAUAUGGAUCCUAAAAAGGGAAUCCAAUUUCUUUUGGAGAACGAUCUUCUGCAACACACACCUGAGGACAUCUCGCAGUUUCUCUAUAAAGGGGAAGGCCUAAACAAAACUGCCAUAGGAGAUUAUUUAGGGGAAAGAGAUGAUUUCAACAUUAAGGUUCUACAGGCUUUUGUGGAGCUUCAUGAGUUUGCAGAUCUUAACCUGGUUCAAGCUUUGAGGCAGUUUUUGUGGAGUUUCAGACUUCCCGGUGAAGCGCAGAAGAUUGAUCGAAUGAUGGAGGCUUUCGCUGCCCGAUAUUGCCAAUGUAACCCAGGUGUCUUUCAGUCUACAGACACGUGCUACGUUCUCUCAUUUUCUGUCAUCAUGCUGAACACCAGCCUGCACAACCCAAAUGUUAGAGACAAGCCCAGUGUGGAGAGGUUCAUCUUAAUGAACCGGGGCAUCAAUGAGGGUGGAGAUCUGCCCGAGGACCUGCUCCGAAAUUUAUACGAGAGCAUUAAAAAUGAGCCUUUCAAAAUUCCAGAAGAUGAUGGGAAUGAUCUAACCCACACAUUCUUCAAUCCAGAUAGAGAGGGGUGGCUGUUAAAAUUAGGUGGGAGAGUGAAGACCUGGAAGAGGAGAUGGUUCAUUUUGACCGACAAUUGUCUGUAUUACUUUGAAUAUACAACAGACAAAGAGCCUCGAGGGAUCAUUCCACUGGAGAAUCUCAGUAUAAGAGAAGUCGAGGAACCAAGGAAACCUAAUUGCUUUGAGCUCUACAACCACAGCCACAAGGGGCAGGUAAUAAAAGCAUGCAAGACGGAAGCCGACGGGAAGGUGGUGGAGGGGAAUCACGUGGUGUACAGAAUAUCGGCGCCCACCCCCGAAGAGAAGGAAGAGUGGAUUAAAUCCAUCAAGGCGAGCAUCAGCAGGGACCCUUUCUAUGACAUGCUGGCCACCAGGAAGCGGAGAGUGGCCACUAAAAAGUGAAGCUGUGUAAAUGUUGAACCUUGAGCUUGGGUUUUAACUGAUCAAUCUUUACACAGACCCUUCUGAUCUUACAGGUGACAUAAAAGUGCUUUCAGAGUUAAGGAGGAAGUAGGACAAUAGUGUUAAACUUAAAUUGUGAUAUUCUAAAGGAUGUGUGCUAAGAAGAUUCUCAAUUGAAAAAACAAUGGAUAGUAUGGAGAAUGUUUGAUGGUGCAGUUAUAUACUGUUUUUGUGUCUGUCAAAAACGAACUUCAAAAAGUGAUAACAUAUAAAACUAUGCUACAAUAUCUGCAUUAUUUCAAAUGUGGGUCAAAAUUACAGUGAGUGGCGCCCCCUGCUGCCUACAGCAUGAAUCACAAAUGUUCAGGUAUGUUACUUAGAUUCAGAUUCAGUGUAGAAUUUUAAAGUGGUUAUGCAAUUUCAGUGUACAUUGUUUUUUAAACAUUUCAAGUUUUAUUGUAGUGCUGUUAAAUACUGUUCUAUGUAUUCAUUGCAUCGAUCGUAUAAGAUGUUCUCAUAGCCAUUUAAAUCAGCAGGACUGGUUCUAUUAAUUCCGACACAAGUAAUCGGGCAACAUUUGUACAUUCUAUUUAUUUCUUUUGUUAUAAGGUCUUUAAAAGUAUUUAGAAAUAUGCUGUAAAACGAACAUUUUCUUAUUUUCCCUCAAUAUGCUGGUAAUACUUUGUGUUCUCAACCAUACUAGAAAUUCUACUUAAUUUUAUUUAAACAGUUGCUGAUGUUAAAACAUUUGUUGUAUUUUGGAACAUUUGUAAAUCUGUUAUGUUUGAUUCUUAUACAUAUGCAUCAAAAAGGCAAUGAUUGCUUUUUUUUUAUCUAAAACAGGCUCUUAAAUGUAGAUUGUUUUCUUUGGUCUGUAAGAUAUGUUAUUGUUUAAUGCAAAAACAAUAUAAUACAUACAAAUAAAGUAAUCCAGCCCUG